AGCUCCUUCAUUCCAAACUCUGCUCAAGGUUGAGAAGAGCGAGCGUGAGAGAGAGGGGAAGAAUGGCGAAGUGGUGGUUAAUUUCGUUGUUCUUAUUAUCUCUUUGGCCAUUUCAAUCCCACUCUCGCCCCCUCCCCUCACACUCCCAACUCUCUGCCGCCGAUUCAAAUCCCAACGCCGCGAAAUCUUCCGUCAAUGACGAGAAAAACAUCGUCUUUGGAGGCGUUGGCGGCUACGCCGGAGCUGGUGGAGUUGCCGUGGGUGGCAUUCCGGUAGUCGGAGUCGCCGGCGGCGGCGUUGGAGGUGUCGCAGGCGUUGCCGGUCUGGGCGGCGUCGGUGGUCUCGGCGGCGUUGGUGGCGGAGUCGGUGGUGUGGGAGGCGGAGUCGGCGGUCUUGGCGGCGGUGUUGGUGGUCUUGGCGGCGGCGUUGGUGGUCUUGGCGGCGGCGUUGGUGGUCU
This is a messenger RNA of Phalaenopsis equestris, 457 nucleotides long. Its product is annotated as glycine-rich protein 5-like. NCBI's taxonomy places the organism in Eukaryota, Viridiplantae, Streptophyta, Magnoliopsida, Asparagales, Orchidaceae. The record is from RefSeq and is a predicted model, not a curated record.